This is a messenger RNA of Penicillium verhagenii, 1143 nucleotides long. RefSeq lists its product as uncharacterized. The transcript is spliced from 2 exons. The record is from RefSeq and is a predicted model, not a curated record. Lineage: Eukaryota; Fungi; Ascomycota; Eurotiomycetes; Eurotiales; Aspergillaceae. Bases 1 to 1143 code for a protein of 380 amino acids.
AUGGCGACUACCCCACCGCCGCCGUCACCAUCGGCCUUGAGGGUUCCGACUGCACCACGCCAUGGUGCUGGAUAUGAUGCAUUCGAGCCAUACGCCCCACGGUAUUCAGCUAGACUAGCAAGUCAGCGUGCUUCAAGAUCGAAAGAGACGACUCCGCCAAGCUGCCCAAAUUCGCCUAGCAAAUCCAAGGCGUCACCCAGGAAAUAUCGAAAAACGGAUGAAACAACUAUAUCACCACCAAACAGUUACUCCAGGUCACGGGAUUUUGACACCCACCUGAGCUCUCGAAGAGGAAUCACCAGUUCUCUCACCUCUGGUCUUCCCCCUUCUCACAUCGAUGCCUUUCCCACCCCAGCCAAAACUCCGUUGAAGAAAAAAGUAACAGGUGAUCUUUCAUCAACUUCUCGCGCUUUGUUUCCUUCAGCUAGCAAAAUGGCGCAUAGAAUGACCCCAUUCCCAUUCUCAGUUGAUGGUCUUGACGCGUCUGAAGAUCGGUCGAGUAUCGAUAUCUUCACGGAUUCGCGUGACCGUAUCCCCAGGGCCCCGCGUACUCCUGGACGAAGAAAUCCACUCCGUGGUAAAAAUAUGACGAAAAAAUUCGACGAUGCUGAAGAAGAUGAAGAGGACGAUCCCAAUGAUCUGGGCUUGUUCGCUGGUCGUGAACACCUACUGCCCGAGCCUUCUGAAAUACAACGUGUCAAGCCCCUUCGUCGCAAGGAUAUCAAACCUCGCAUGCUCUGGGCCAGCGAAAGUGAUUUGCCCGUUCUUCAAGAGGCCAACCCGAAGCCCACCGCUGAGACGGCUACGGAGGAUGAAGCCACGGACGACGAGGAAGCUACAUAUGCUGAUCACAAGCAACGUCCCGUCACUUCUUUGCCACAUGAGCUUCCCCCUUCACCCAAGGGCAUACGCAAGCUCCGCUCUCAGUCUCGCCGCCAUGUCGAUAAUUAUGAAUCCCCGUGUGAAUCUCUGUCGUCUGGGUCAAACACACAUCGCACUGCCUUCCACGGCUGGUUGCGUAAAAAGAAGAGUUCUGAAGAGCAGGCACCUGCUGUACCGGCCACGAAGCGGGAAGCUGAGGAGGAUGUGAGCCACCCGGGUGCUAAGAGAACCCGUGCCACUCGCAAGGCCCACAGUGCUUAA